AUGAUAGCCCAGCCCACGGCGGCAGAGCCGGGACUGGGAGCCUGUCCGUCCGUCCGUCCGUCCGUCCGUGCGUGCGGCGGGCAGGGAGCGCUGCCCCCUCCCCGUCCUGCACAGCCUGGGCGCGCUCGGUGGCGCCGGGCGAGCGAGCAUCAUCCCUCCAGCCCCCGCCGCGGAGUGUGGACGCUGUUACUUUCUGGGGGAUUGUGUUUCACUCCCUGCCCUUUCUCCCUCUGCCCCUUUGGGUUUUCCAGGCCUACGUUCCUGGUGGCAGUUCCCUGGAACAUCAGGCCUGGAGCAAACGUGACUGUUGGGGUAACUCUGCUGCCGGACAGCCCAGCCCAGGUCACUGUAAGGGGAGAAGUGAUCAGAGAUAACGAGACAAUCUUGAGAGGGGAAAUGGUCUUUGAGAAAGAUUCCUUUGGGACUCUUGUUCUUCCAGUACUGCCUUUGAACAGUGCUUCUGGGAAUUAUGAAUUACUGGUGGAAGGCCAUGCUGAUGGCCGGCGCAUCUUCUCUAACCGUACCAGCUUGAUGUACAUGUCAAAGAGCAUCUCUGUAUUCAUCCAGACUGAUAAAUCUAUGUAUAAACCGGGACAAGAUGUGAUGUUUCGGAUUGUCACUGUCUAUCCUGAUCUCAAACCUUACAAAGCGUCUCUGAAUAUAUAUAUCCGAGACCCUCGGAAGAAACUGAUUCAGCAGUGGUUGAUGGAGGAGGGCGAUUUGGGCGUAGUUUCCAAAAAAUUUCAGUUAUCAAUGAACCCUCCACUAGGAGACUGGUCCAUAGAGGUGGAAGUGAAUGGUCAAGUUCAUUAUCAAAGAUUUAAAGUGUUGGAAUAUGUCUUACCAAAAUUUGAUGUUACGAUAACAACACCAUUAUACUACUCUUUGAGAGAAGAAGAUGUAACUGGUGUUGUCACUGCAAAGUACACCUAUGGAAAGCCGGUAAAGGGAACUGUAACGGUCACUUGCCUUUCUGUCUCUUACUGGACAAACAAGAGAAAUAUAACAACAACAAUGGAGAUAAAUGGAUCUGUGAAUGUAACCUGUAACAAGCUUAUGUUGCAAAACUUGAACACUGAUCAGUCGUGGCACCAAGGUGACAGUGAUUACACAGAGCCAAUAGAAAUUAUUGCAGUGGUUACUGAGUUGCUCACAGGAAUCUCCCAAAAUUCAAGUACCAUCAUAUUUCCAAAGCAAAGUGACUAUUUUAUUGAAUUUAUGGACUACUCUAGAGUUAUAAAACCUUCUCUGAACUUCAUAGCUACUCUAAAGGUGACACGUUCUGAUGGCAACCAGCUGACAGCUGCAGAGAGGCAGAAUCUUGUCACAAUCACUGCACAACAGUCAGACCUGCUUUUUCACCACUCUUCACUUUCUCACCUUGAGAAUGAGGCAACAGAGGAGAGAAAUCUGACAGUCCAUGUCCUGAAUUACACAGUCCCAGAAAAUGGAAUAAUUGAUAUUGAGUUUCCAAUCCAGUCUGAUACAAAAACUCUGAGAGUUCAGGCAGAGUUCCUCAGCAGUAGGACUGACAUAGGUGUUUAUGAUGUGUUCAGCUCCCCUAGCCAGACUUAUCUCCAGGUUAAAACAAAGAGCCAGGAUAUAAAGGCUGGGAAGCCUUUUGAGCUGAGCAUUGCAAGCAACAAGCCAGUGAGAGAGUUCCACUAUAUGGUGUUAUCUAAGGAACAAAUUAUGGCUUUUGGCACAAAGGCUGCAAAAACAUUCACUUUAACAGCAGAAAAUUCCUGGGCUCCUUUGGCAUGUAUACUUGUAUUCUAUGUUGAUGAUCUUGGAGUGGUUGUAAAUGAUGCUCUCACUAUCCCAGUUCAGCCCGUUCUGGAUGACAAGAUUAAAAUCUCUUGGAGCAAAGAUAAGGUCAAGCCAUCUGAGAAAGUGUCCCUUAAAAUCAGUACAACAGAACCAGGAUCAGUAAUUGGACUUGCAGUGGUUGAUAAAAGUACAAAGCUUCUAGGAGAAAGUAGCGAUAUAACGGAAGAUUCUAUCUUCCAUGAGCUCAAUUUAUACAGCACAGUGCAGUAUUUCCCCCUGGUCAGAGGUUCUUUUGGUGUCUUUCAGAAAUGCAGCCUUUGGGUAUCAACUGAUGCAAUUCUUGAGGAGGAUAAGGAACAUUUUCUUUAUGGUGGAAUGAUACCCAUAGAGGAUGGUUUUGGUGAUGAUAUGCCGGUGUCUAAAAAUGGACCUCCUGAUUUCAGCAAUCUGUAUGUGAGGACACAUUUUCCAGAGACUUGGCUUUGGAUCGACACUAAAACUAGGUCUGACACAAACACCACAAUGGAAGUCAUUGUACCUGAUACCAUCACAUCCUGGGUAGCCAGUGCUUUUGUGAUGUCUGAAAACAGUGGGCUUGGAGUGACGACUGCUCCAGUGGAGCUAGAAGCUUUUCAACCUUUCUUCAUUUUCCUGAACCUUCCAUACUCCAUCAUCAGAGGAGAGCAGUUCAUUUUGGAAGUGAACAUCUUUAAUUAUUUGAAAGAAGAAGCUGAGGUUACUGUGAUCCUGGAUAUGAAUGAUGCUUUUGAAAUUAUUCUAACAUCCAAUGAAAUAAAUGCUACAGAAGAUCAACAGUCUGUAUCUGUACCAAGUGAGGAUGGGAGAACUGUUCAAUUCCCAAUCAAACCGAAACAGCUGGGAGAGAUUCCUAUCAAAGUGACAGCAGUGUCAUCUGCUGCUUCUGAUGCUAUCGUUCAGAAAGUUUUAGUAAAGGCUGAAGGGCUGGAACAGACAUAUUCUCAGACAGUCCUUUUGGAUUUGACUGGGAAUAAACCACAAGCAGUAUCAAAAACUUUGGAUUUCACUUUUCCUUCUGAUGUUGUAAGUGGCAGUGAGAGAGUGCAGGUCACUGCUGUUGGUGAUUUACUUGGGCCUUCUAUCAACGGUUUGUCGUCAUUGAUUAAGAUGCCUUAUGGCUGUGGUGAACAGAAUAUGAUCAAUUUUGCUCCAAAUGUUUAUGUUUUGCAAUACCUGACUAAAACCAGGCAGCUGAGAGAAGAUAUUAAAUCGAAAGCUGUAUCAUUUAUGAGAAAAGGCUACCAGAGAGAGCUGCUUUUCCAGAGGGAUGAUGGCUCUUUUAGUGCCUUUGGAAAUGAAGAUCCCUCUGGGAGCACAUGGUUAUCAGCUUUUGUAUUAAGAUGUUUCCUUCAAGCUCGUCCAUUCAUAGAUAUUGACCAAGAUGUACUCAUGGAUACAGCUAAAUGGAUUGUCCGACAUCAGAAAUUAAAUGGAGAAUUUCAUGAGCCUGGGAAAGUGUUACACAGUGAUCUUCAAGGAGGCACCAAUAAUCCAGUCACUCUCACAGCUUACAUCAUGUCAUCCCUUCUAGGGUUCCCAGAUAAACAGCAUGCUUAUGUCAUCAAGAGUGCUACAAACUUUUUAGAAGAUAAAUUAGAAGAAGGCAUUUCGGAUAAUUACACUUUGGCACUUGUGACAUAUGCAUUGUCCUGGGCAAAAAGUACAAAAGCAAAGGAAGCACUGAAUAUACUGAACCAGAGAGCAGAACACCAAGGAGAAUUUCGUUUCUGGAUAACCCCUGCUUCUGAAAUUUCUGAUUCAUGGCAGCCACGGUCCAUCGAUAUUGAACUUGCAGCAUAUGCUCUGCUCUCACACUUUCAUCAAGACAGAUUCACAGAGGGGAUCCCUAUUAUGAAAUGGUUAAGUCAGCAAAGAAAUCACCUUGGGGGAUUUUCAUCUACUCAGGACACAGUGGUGGCUCUGCAAGCCUUGAGUCUAUUUGCAGCUCUCACUACUACAAGCAAAACAGAAAUGGAUGUAACAGUGACAGUACCUUCUCUGAAAACGCCAGAAACAUUUUCAAUUGAUACUCAAAACCGUUUUCUGCUUCAGACCAAGGAGAUUGCCCCUGCACAACCAAUGACCAUUACAGUGGCAGCAGAGGGAACAGGAUUUGCUGUCUUUCAGCUUAAUGUUAUUUACAACACAAAACACAGUGAUCAGAUGCUCAGAUCUGUCCGGAAACAAGAAGCCUUUGACUUGAAUGUUGAUGUAAAAGAUGACAAAGACGAUAAAAACCAUUUGACCCUGAAUGUAUGCACAAGGUACUUGGGUUCUGGCACAGCUCCCAGUAGUGGUAUGGUCCUCAUGGAGGUUGGCUUACUCAGUGGUUUCUCUGUGUCACCGGAUUUCAUUCCUUUAGACAAUAUAGUUAAGAAGAUGGAAAGGGACAAUGGAAAAGUCAACUUAUACUUAGACUCUCUAAAUGAAACACAGGUUUGUGUGGAUAUUCCGGCUGUGAGAGACUUCAAAGUGGCAAAUAUUCAAGAUGCUUCAGUGACUGUAGUGGAUUACUAUGAACCUAGGAGAAGAGCAGUGAGAAGCUACAAUUCAGAAGUAAUGCAAAGUAUAACCCCUUGUGACUUCUGUGAAAGUGAUUGCAGUCUUUGCCACCGAGAUGGUUCUCCAGCCUUGCUUCAGCACUCUUCAUUGGCCUCCUUGUUCUGCGUGCUGUUUGUCCUUCAUGUAAACUUGCUGUGCAGUUGGGUGCUGUAAAAGGAAACAGAUUAUGUUUCACAUCUAAGGUUUCUAUAAAUUGUCCAAAGAAAUUUUCAGAUACCAGCCCAUCUGUAGUGAUUACAGUGACCGAACUCCUACUGCGUUCAGGGAGAGCUGGGCUGGCCCAUACGUUAAAUUUCUGGCUGUGCCAGAAAACUUCUUUAAGCAUCUGCUGGAAAAACUUUCCAAGUGUUAGUUUCAUACUGAAAUUAUUUUCAGAAGAAGCACAGAGUUACCGAGAAAGCAGUCUGAGAAAAUAUAAACCUAGCUUCCGUGUUCCCACUCCCUUUUUUCCCCCAGCUUUGUGCUUGUUUUUUAGGAAUGUAUGUUAGUUUACCAUCUUUUCUGAAACACUCUCUGCUCCUCUGUUGGGGUGCUGGUAAGCAGAGCACUGGGAGCUUAGUAUCAGAGCUUGCUUUGUUCUGUUCUGCAGGCAUGACACAACAUUAAUAUUGAAUUUCACUGUGUGCUCUCAUGGGGAAUAAUAUGAAAAAGAGCAGAUCCAAGAGCCAAAAAGUGCUGCAUUCACAAACUGCUGAAUGCUCCAGAAAGUUGUCAGUCUUUUUUUUAUCAUUACAGAGAAGCUCCAUGGACUUUUUUGCCAAUUCAUAAGCUAAUCAUGCUUAAAAAUAAGGCCUCGGGAUGUUCUUAUGCAUUUUACUCUGAAAGACUUUUACUGUAAAUGUAUCAAAGAUGGAGUCUGGUUUAGACUUCAUUUUUCCAGGGUUAUUCAGAAGCAAACCUAGUUCUCUUUUCAUGUGAGAAUGCUGGUGUCACUGGCAUAUUUAUGGCCAGCAGGAUGAAAGCUGCUUUGAUUCUUCUCUGGUUUUUGGAAGUCUGCUAGAAAGAAUUUGGGGCAUCAUUUACAUCUUGUGUUUGCAGUGUUGUCCUGUCAAUGGUUUAAGUGGCAUAACCCUGAAGAGCUGUUUACUGCUCUCUGUGCCAUGUUAGCUGGUUGGCCCUGAAUGCCAUCUGUGCAUGCAACUCCUGUUGGUUGGCGGGAGAGACUUUUAGGAGGUGUGAGCUGCACGUGCAUUCAGUCCAGCAUAACAGUUGACACAUUUGCUUACCUUUAAGCACAUCCUUGUGUGCUUAUAAGUGCUUUGCUGAAGUGGAGUUGAGGAGAGAGAUGGUGGCGAGCAACAAGCACUUUUAUACCCAAAUUACAGGUCUCUGUGAAUGCGGAAAUGCGUGAGCUUGGGAGCUCUUCCCUCCUGAGUGAGUGUAUUGAACGUCUUCCCUAUUUGGUAGCCCAUUUAUCCUUCUUGAACACUGCCUGUGAUAUCCAAUACUUAAUUCUUUUUGGUAAGGAAGCCAAGCUGAUAACAUUCCUAGUUACUAAAAUGAAGUUAAUAGCUGUCAUGCUGACUAACAGAGGUAGACAUUUUAAGACUAUUGAUUCCCUUUCUUUACCUUUUUCAGACGGAGUGUGUAUGUGUGCACAUGUAAUAAUAUGUCAGUCACUUUCCUUGAGCAAUUUCUAAUUUUUAUUCAAAUUUUGCUACUGCUUGAAAUGUAUAUUUUUGUAUUCUGUGCUCAUCUGUACUUUUGUUCACAAAGGAAAUUAGUGGAUGGUAGCAUGGGAAGAGGCCUGAACUUCCCAAACUGAGUGCCUUCUAAUACCAAGGUAUAGGUUUUUAACCGCAAGUCUAGUUUAGGUGGUAACUAGUAAAACUAGUUAUUUGUUUUACUUUUGCUAUAUUUAGAAGGUACAAUGUUUUUCACAAACUUAGGGUUCUGUUCUGUCUUUGGCAGAUCUUAGGCCUGGUUCUUUUUAGUCACUUCACGCUUUUCACUUGUCUUUGGUGCACUUUGGAUCUAGCCCCUUGAAUAGUAGUUUAGUGCCUAGUCUGCUUUGACCCACAUGAAGUAAUACUGUAUUUAUUGAAACCCAAAGCACUACUUAGUCAAUAGGAUGCAGGACCUGAACCUCUGUAAGCCAUGCCCGUGGUUACAUGGGUCCAAAACUAAUAGAAACCAAGGUACAAAUUGAAACACAUCAUUGCAUCUCAAAUCCUUUACCCAUGUAUGGGAACAUAGAUUAAAUUGUGCCAAGUGUAAGAUCUGGAAAACAUUCACACUCUUAAACUGGAAUCUGUUUUGCUGUGGGUUUGCUUUUUUGAUGACCUAUGAAAACAGGUCGUCUUUUGCUUUUGAGGACAGCAACCUUGACAUGUCAUUUGACUCGAUUUAAUAUCAUUUCAAGAACCCAAAGCUCACAUACUUUCAGUUUUUACUCUAUGUACAGCUUCUAAGAGGGACAUUGAUCCCUGAUUAAUGUUAGGAUAAAGAGGUGUAUUUUCUAGAAUGUACUGGAGAGAAACUACACCUUUGCAGUAGAUAGUAGGAAUAAAUUAGUUUUAUUUUGCAGGCAGUCCCAGCUUCCCAAAUAUUCUCCAGAAAAAUGGAUUUAAACUGCCCAGCCUAAUUUCAGACAGUUCAGCUUUUAUUAGUAUUCCCUUACAUUUGUUUUUGAGACAAACAGCACAUGUUUUUAAAUGACUCUUGGCUGCCUUGCACACCAUACUAAGAAGCAUCAGUCAUAAUGCACCAUGUUAUGGAAAUUGUCAGAGUCAGUGAACAAAUAUCCUCUUUUAUUUUACUUUUCUCUAUACAGCAGGCAUAUCAUUAAAGACAUCCAAAUCUGCCUCUGUACUAAAUUAUUUUAAAGGAGCAGUGUACAUUUUAUGACCUUAAACAAAUGUUUAUACUACGUGGCCUUUAACAUUCCUACACCAAUGCCUUCAGCCACUUUGGAGUUGUGGCUAGUGCUUUGAAUGAGUUGCAGAGGAUAAGUUUUGUAUUGUGUGUUGGCAGUGAAUCGAACAGAGGAAAGGGAAAUUAUGUGGCAUAGUACUUGUUUUGUUUUCCUCAUGGUUAUAUAGGAACCUUUACAGAAAUGCUCAGCAUAACUAUGUUUUUCCAUUGUUCUAUAAAGUCGGGUUUUGAUGUUAGAGGGGAGAUGCUCCCACUGAAGUUAUUAGUCAUGGUUUGAACUUGGCUGGUGGCCAGUCACCACUCAGCCAGUCACUUACUUUUUCCCCCCUCCUCAGCGAAACAGGGGAGGGACAA
Messenger RNA from Athene cunicularia (burrowing owl), 7599 nucleotides. It is a transcript of the gene CD109, whose product is annotated as CD109 molecule. Gene Ontology annotation, molecular function: endopeptidase inhibitor activity. Gene Ontology annotation, cellular component: extracellular region. The record is from RefSeq and is a predicted model, not a curated record. The transcript has 32 exons. Lineage: Eukaryota; Metazoa; Chordata; Aves; Strigiformes; Strigidae. The coding region runs from base 1 to 4524 and encodes 1507 amino acids.